Raphanus sativus (radish) is the source of this 818-nucleotide messenger RNA. RefSeq lists its product as uncharacterized. Bases 31 to 603 code for a protein of 190 amino acids. Lineage: Eukaryota; Viridiplantae; Streptophyta; Magnoliopsida; Brassicales; Brassicaceae. The record is from RefSeq and is a predicted model, not a curated record. The transcript has 5 exons.
UCUUUCUGGGAAUCGGAGAAGAAGGAAGACAUGUUCAAGAACACAUUUCAGUCUGGCUUCCUCUCUAUUCUUUACAGUCUAGGAAGUAAGCCUCUUCAGAUAUGGGAUAUAGAAGUUGAGGAUGGACAUGUGAAGCGUUGCCGUGAUGAUGACAUACAAUCCAAUGUGCUUGAAGUAGUUGGAUCAAACAUCAAGUCUACGUACAUUACAUGUCCCGCUGAUCUCUCAGCAACUCUUGGUAUCAAGCUUCCUUUUCUGGUAUGGGUAGUGAAGAACAUGAAGAAGUAUUUCUCCUUCAAGAUUCAGAUUCUUGAUGAUAAGAAUGUUCGUAGGCGUUUCCGAGCUUCUAACUUUCAAUCUGUGACUAUAGUGAAGCCAUAUAUUUGUACAAUGUCAUUGAAGAUGGAUGAGGGGUGGAAUCCGAUACAGUUGAAUUUACCUGAUCUUACUAGGAGGGCUUAUGGGACUAAUUACGCUGUGACUUUGCGAUUUCAGGUUCAUGCUAACUGCCGUCUCAGGAGGAUUUAUUUUGCUGACCGUCUCUACUCAGAUGAAGAGCUUCCUCCGGAGUUUAAGCUCUGCCUCCCAAUGCAGAAAGCAUGAGUGUUUAUGCCAUUGUCGGAUAGACCUAGAACAUCUACGUUAGGUGUGAGAGUUCAUGGCUUGUAGCAUCCAUGGUAUGUGGAAUUUGCCACACCGAGCACAGCUUGACUUGAUAACUUAAAGUUGUUAUGUCUUUAUGAAAAGGGAUCAUGUAUGCUUUAGAUUUUCACAUGAAUACUGUACAUGAUCUUCAGUCAAGGUAAAUUACAAAUGUU